Molecule: messenger RNA, 3241 nt
Organism: Tupaia belangeri chinensis (Chinese tree shrew)
Lineage: Eukaryota; Metazoa; Chordata; Mammalia; Scandentia; Tupaiidae
Gene: SOWAHC
Product: sosondowah ankyrin repeat domain family member C
Exons: 2
Coding region: 1-954 (317 amino acids)
Molecular function (GO): protein binding
Source: RefSeq, a predicted model, not a curated record
AUGGUGGCUGAGGCGGGAGAAACGGUCCCGAUCCUGAAGGACGACGUGGGAACGGCAGAGCGGUGUAAGCCGCGCGCCCCGGGAGCGAAAGCGCGGCGGCCGCACGGAGGGAGCGUCCGACACCGCUACAAAGCCAGGCUGGACGCGGCCCGGAACGCGUCGCCGGGAACGGACCCGAGCUGGAUGCUCUCGGCCUCCGACGGCAAGUGGGACAGCCUGGAAGGGCUGCUCACGUGCGAGCCCGGCCUGCUGGCCAAGCGGGACUUCAUCACCGGCCUCACCCGCCCCCGCCCCUGGGCCGCCAAGCACGGCAGGCAGGAGCUCCUGGCCAUGCUGGUCAACUUCGCCAACAAGCACCAGCUACCGGUGAACAUCAACGCCCGGUCGAGCGCGGGCUACACCGCCCUGCACUUGGCAGCCAUGCACGGCCACGUGGAGGUGGUGAAGUUGUUGGUGGGCGCCUACGACGCCGACGUGGACAUCAGGGACUACAGCGGGAAAAAAGCCUCUCAGUACCUGAGUCAGAGCACCGCUGAGGAAAUCAAGAGCCUGGUGGGGGCCCUGGACGAGGAGGACGCGGAGAGUGCGGCCGGCAGCGGGGGUGGACGCUGGAGGCUGUCCAAAGUGCUCCCCUCGCACCUCAUCACCUACAAGCUGUCGCACGUCCUGGAGGAUGGGGGAGACCACCACCACCACCACCUCCACCUGGCUGAGGGGUGGGCUGGAGGCAAAGCGAAAGAAGCAGGUCGCAAAGCCUCUGGCAGCUCUAGUGGGCGGAUCAAACCCAGGCUCAACAAAAUCCGCUUCAGAACCCAGAUCAUCCACACUACGCCCUCUUUCAGGGACCCGGAGCAGCCACUGGAGGAGGGAGAGGAGGAAGAAGAGGAACGGUCUCUUAAGGGCCACUCUUCGUCCUCGUUCAAAUUGAGACCAAAGUCCAAUGUAUUUGGGUAAAAACUUCAGGGACGCUAAGGCUGUCUUCAGUAGAAUCCUAUGUGUGAGUAUAAGGAAGUGAGACAGAAUAGAGUGAGACCAAAUCAUGCAUUCCCCAGGGCUUAGAAUGGGUGGGGAGGAGCUGCCGGCAUUCUGGCUAAGUGGAUUUCUUUUGAAGUGAUUCACCACCACACCUUGACUCUGCCUCUUCUUCACCCCACCCCUCUGUCCUGGAGUCCCUGUGUCCGAGGACUAGAAAUGCAGCCAAGUCAUCCGGACAGAACUGAUGGCAGACGGUUCCUUUGCUUUAACCAUUGCUGGAUGCCAGACAAAGUAAGGGAUGGUGCACUUUGACUCAUCUGUUGUGUAAGUGGUUACUCUUCUAAAAACAACAAAAAGUGCAAAUCGUAAUAAAACCGGCAGUAUUUACGAUGAACAAAACUACUUACUGCCCUUGUUUUUUUUACUAAUUGCCAUUUGCUUUCUAAGGUACUACUGAAGGUCAAUCACAGUUAAAAUGCUAAAAAUAGAAAUUAGAGACUAAUGUGAAUAAAAAUGGGAGUCCUGUUGGUAUCCUAUUUGUGUUAUAAGUUGCCUUUCACUUAUUUUUUGUAAGCAAUUUCAGUUUUAAUCACUGAAAAAAGAGUCAACAUUAACUUUGACAAAAUCUGUAGUGUGGUUUCUACCAAUCACUCCACUGCACUCAGUGUUAAGGUACAUUCUUAAUAGCUGCACAGAUUGUUAUUAAAAACAUACUCUUCACAGUCUACGGUACUUUUAAAUACUGCCUCUUAUUCUGAUUCUCACUAUAAAUUUCCUGGCGUUUUUAUUCUGGGUGUCUAUUGUUAUUGGUUCUGUUUGCUAUAAUCCUACUUAAUGGUGCUUAGAGCUGAAUUACCCACAGAAAUUGUUUCUGGUUUAGAGAAUUAGAAAUUGGCAUAAAUAUUGGUGACCCUAUGUUAUUAAAAUCAACUUAAUGAUUCUCAUACAAAGACUCUUUUACUAGUACAGUUAUAGUCUCCAUGCUUGCUAGUAAUGUUUUGCGAAUGUUUAAAGGUACUAAAUCCUUCUGUUUUCCUAUGGUUUCUUGACUCUUUUAGAGACAUUCGGUAGUUACUGAAAAGCUGGGUAGCAAAUCUAUUCAGUUAAAAAUAGCACUUUAUAGAAAAGAAGAAAUGGGACUAUUUCUAUAUUUAAAUGAUACUGGCUGUUGCAUUCCUUUGUUUAUAAAUGAACAAUAACAUUUAUUAAAAUUAAAGACUUGUUUAUGGUUUUUCAUGACAUUUUAUCCAUUUAUGUUAUAGUAAAUGGCUUUAUAAUUACGUUAAAAUUUAACUUACAUACGUAUUGGUUUGUAACAAGAGUAGAAGCAGCUUCCGUGGGGGACUACUUUGAACAAGCCCUCCUCCCUUACCUAUUCCAGAAACCUGUGUACCUACAGCCUACAGGGUAAAGGGGUGAGUUAGCCUGCAGAAGGACUUGACCAUGUAUGAAUUGCAGAGCAGUGGCACUUACAGUUCUUAGACAGCUCGUUUUCCAAGUCAUAGGUAUUUAUCACAAGUUUGUCCCAUCUCUCUGGCAACUGAAUUUGACUAAAGAUGGACGGACAAUAUUCACAUAGAAUAUAUAAACUAUUGUUCAUUUGUGUGCCUUUACUUUUGUUUCAUAAAUAUGAAAUUGGUCAUGUACAUUUGAGAAGCACUUUUAUUCAUAUAUGUGGAUGGAAAACCAAUCUAAUUUUGUAUAAAUUAAAAAUGAGUUUCUUGACGUUGAAAAGCAGUCAUCCGUUCCAAAUCCAUACAUGUUCCCCAUGAUAUAUUUAGUGCAGCGUAAGCUCUAACUUCCCAUUGAAGAAUUGUAAAUUUCAUAAACUUGGAAAGCUAAAAUAGCUUUAAUAGGAGACUAUAAUAGAAGAUGCUUCAGAGUUAUCUAAAGGUUCUGUUAAUAGUCCACAUUAGCUAAAAUCUAUAAUUUGCUAGAUUCUUGGAAAUUGAGUUGAUACAUCAUGUAACUUUUUUUUUCCCACACUAAAGGCUUUACUUUUUCUGAUAAUACUUUACAUUUUAAAAACUCAUCCCUGAGAGGAAAUACUUUUAGCAUUCCUCAUCAAGAUGUACUGGUGUGUACUAGGUGUAGCAUUUUCAGCUCCUUAAUUCUACAUUCCUCUUAUUUUUCAAUUUCCAAAUGGAGUUUAUACAAAGCAAAUGAUUUAUGUAGUUUGGUAUUCAGAGAGUUGUGCCUACUAUUAAUGAAAAUAUAUAUGUCAGGUUCUUAGAUGUUUAUUGAUAUCAGACUGUAUGACUAAAAG